UGAGCUCAUGUUGUGACGUCAUAGAUCCUACAUGCUGCUCCUGCAAACCCCAAAAAUUUCAUGAAUUCAUCAUCAACUACCGACAGGAGCAGCAGCAACUAACAUUGCUUAGCAGCACAUUUUAUUCUACUGCUGUACAUCAGUAACUGGUGAAAUGGAUUUUAAACUGUCAACACUGUACGUUGGUAAUCUACAUCCUGAAGUAACAGAAUCCGUGUUGGUGCAGAAAUUUAGUCCUGCAGGCCAAAUUCACUCCGUCCAUGUCUGCAGAUGCUGGAAAACUCAUGUUUCACUUGGCUAUGCAUAUGUCAACUUUUACAAGCAACCCGAAGCUGAGCGUGCACUGGCGACACUCAAUAAUAAAAUCCUUAUUGGAAAGCCCAUGAGAGUCAUGUGGUGUCAGAAGGAUUCCACCUUGAGGAAGAGGGGCGUUGGAAACUUAUUCAUCAAAAACUUAGAUUUGUCAAUGACUAACAGCACGGCACUUUUUGACUUCUUCUCAGUUUUUGGAAAAGUCCUGUCAUGCAAGUUUGUCACUUACAAAAAAGGGCCAAAAGGGUACGGCUACGUCCAAUUUGAGUCUCAAGAAGUGGCGAAUUUGGCAAAGGAGGAACUCGACGGCAAAGUUUUUAACAACCAUAAAAUCUCCGUUGAGCACUUUAAAUCUCAUGAGGAACGUGAAGCUGAGGCACACAGGACUUCAGCAAAAAGCCGCCGCACCCAGGACUUCAGCAAAAAGCAGAGAGAGGGCCUUGACCUCUACUUAAAGAACCUGGAUGAGCAUAUAAAUGAGGAGUUCCUGCACAAGGAAUUUUCCAAAUUUGGAACCGUCACUGGAACAAAGGUCAUUAUGCAGAAUGGCCGCUCCAUGGGGUACGGCUUUGUGCGAUUUUCAUCUGCUGAGGAUGCCAUGAAGGCUAAGGAGGAGAUAAAUGACAUUGUGUGGGGCGAAAAGAAAGUUUUUGUGGAUGUGGCUCAGCGGCAAAAAGGUCACCAGAAUGCCCCUGUCCACAGUAAUGUGCAGAGGACAGGGAGGGUGCAGACUCAGAAUCAGGCUAUAAUACCAAAAAGGAAGGUUAAGACAACUAAAAAAUUUGAACAGGAACAAACACCACCUGAAGAUACAACUGUUGAAGAGGAACCAGCACCACUUCAAAAUACAACUGUUGAAGAGGAACAAUUUCCACCUGAAUAUCCAUUUGUUGAAGAGAAAACAGUGUUACCUCUAGUUCCAGCUGUUGAAGAGGAACCAGCACCACUUCAAGAUACAACUGUUAAAGAGGAACCAGCACCACCUCAAUAUCCAUUUGUUGAAGAGGAACCAGCACCACUUCUAGAUACAACUGUUAAAGAGGAACCAGCACCACCUCAAUAUCCAUUUGUUGAAGAGGAACCAUUUCCACCUCACUAUCAAUUUGUUGAAGAGAAAACAGUGUUACCUCUAGCUCCAGCUGUUGAAGAAGAACCAGCACCACUUCAAGAUAGAACUGUUGAAGAGGAACCAGCACCACCUCAAUAUCAAUUUGUUGAAGAGAAAACAGUGUUACCUCUAGCUCCAGCUGUUGAAGAAGAACCAGCACCACUUCAAGAUAGAACUGUUGAAGAGGAACCAGCACCACCUCAAUAUCAAUUUGUUGAAGAGAAAACAGUGUUACCUCUAGCUCCAGCUGUUGAAGAGGAACCAGCACCACUUCAAGAUAGAACUGUUGAAGAGGAACCAGCACCACCUCAAUAUCAAUUUGUUGAAGAAAACAGUGUUACCUCUAGCUCCAGCUGUUGA
This is a messenger RNA of Silurus meridionalis, 1780 nucleotides long. Its product is annotated as polyadenylate-binding protein 3-like. The transcript is spliced from 8 exons. The coding region runs from base 155 to 1780 and encodes 541 amino acids. Gene Ontology annotation, cellular component: ribonucleoprotein complex. The record is from RefSeq and is a predicted model, not a curated record. NCBI's taxonomy places the organism in Eukaryota, Metazoa, Chordata, Actinopteri, Siluriformes, Siluridae. Gene Ontology annotation, molecular function: RNA binding.